AACACUUUUAUUUGUGACAGAGAGAGAGAGAGGGUGGCAUAAUAACAGAUGCCAGUUGCGCCUCAAGAAAAAAAAAAAAGGUUUCAAGGGGCUUUGGGCAUUUAACAGAAGGCGGUUGUAUCUCCAAGAGUCAAAUCCAUUUGCGACAGAACCACCAAACGACGAUGGAGGAAAGCGUUUUCGCAGCGCUAACAGACGACAUCGUCCUCUCCAUUCUGGCGAAGCUAGACGACGAUCCACGACACUGGGCGCGCGCGGCGUGCGUCUCCACCCGAUUCUCCACCCUCAUUCGCCACUUCUGCUGGAAGACCAAAUGCUCCCAAACCUUCCCCUCAUCUCUCAUCUCCUCCGAUUCCCCCUCCACCUGGUCCUCCCUCCUCAAGCUCGCCGUUUGCUGCCCCGGCCUCCGCCACGCCGGCAUCCCCGCCGACCGGAACGCCGCGAAACGGAUGAACAUCUGCCGGAAUUCGCAUUUGGCCGGCGGCUAUCGGCAUCUGAGGAGAGAACAGGGAUGCAAACUUCUCGCGAGACAGUUCCGCGACGAUAAUUUGUUCCUCUGCGACUGGCCCGGCUGCGUGCACUCCUAUCAGAGGCGCGACUACAUGCUCUUCCGAGGGUUCUUCCAUAACUUCAAAGCGAGCGGGGUUUGGAGAAGCAUCAGCGACGAGAAGAGAAGGAAGAUCGAUGUCGAGUGCGCCUUCUGCACGUGCCAGCACACGUGGGACCUCCAAUCCGCCUUCUGCCUCAGACGUGGCUUCGGCUACCAUCUCGAUGGGGAACCAGUUGUUCGAGCUUAUGUCUGUGAGAACGGUCAUGUCUCUGGGGCUUGGACCAAUAUACCCUUGUACUCUUAGUUGCUUUAACAUUGUUUCUUUUCUUUGUGCUUCUGAACGUCAUGUAUUUUUUUUUUUUUUUUGUCUUAGAAGACUUGAAUUGGAUCUUUAUCAGAUUCAAAAUCAUGCUCGUGCUAUUGGGAUUGACGAAAUCCUUCUGUUUGCUGGGGAUUAUAGCAUUUAAUAUUUCAAUCUUAUGUUCUGCUAAUGCUACUAUAUACUUUGGACUGAAUAAUCAGGUUUAGAAUUCUUGGAUUUUA
Messenger RNA from Glycine soja, 1093 nucleotides. Its product is annotated as phytochrome A-associated F-box protein-like. Gene Ontology annotation, molecular function: protein binding. The transcript has a single exon. The coding region runs from base 165 to 854 and encodes 229 amino acids. NCBI's taxonomy places the organism in Eukaryota, Viridiplantae, Streptophyta, Magnoliopsida, Fabales, Fabaceae. The record is from RefSeq and is a predicted model, not a curated record.